This is a messenger RNA of Vitrella brassicaformis, 4226 nucleotides long. Lineage: Eukaryota; Vitrellaceae. The record is from the annotation of a GenBank genome assembly.
GGUAGAUCUCUCGCCGGAGAGGGUCGGCUCACACACGUGUGAGGGGCUGUGGGGAUCCAUUGGCUGCCGAGGAGGCGUCAAGACUGACAGGUGAGGGCUGGGGGAGGGGCGGGCGGGCGGACGAGAUGACGAUGUGGGCAGGCAGGUGCGUCAUGGGAAUCUAAUCUGCCUCUGUGUGCGCCUGCUCUGUACUGGCCAUGGUCUCUCUGUGCACUGUGUGCGUGUCAGGAUGGCCUGGAAGUCGUCGAGCAGUGUGGUGUCGGGCGGCAAGGGCAAGGGCAAGGGCAAGAAAGCUGCAGGUGCGUCGUCUUCGGUUUCUGCAAAUGACUACGAAGUGAGACAAACAGUCAGACAGGAACACGCACACCACUGCACGCCCCGUGUCUACCAUGCUGCUGUGCAUCCGGGGGCCACGAGCAGGCUCUCGCAGGUCAUCACAUUUCUUGCCUCUCCCUGUGGCGUCUGUGCAUCAGGCCGCCUCCACUGCGGGUGCUUCAUCGACCCGGGCGCCGACCGGCAGUGGUGCUGGCGACGAUCUCGACAACAUGACCCAUGUGGUGAGGAGAACACCACACACGCACAGACGGCUGCCCAUGGAUAGACCAUCCUCCGGUGUGGUGUGGUGUGAUGGUGUGUGUCAGGGUGGAGCGACUCAGGUGUCUGGUUCGACGGACGAACAAAUGACACUCAGCCGUACGCCAUGACACACACGCAUGCGCACAUGGAUGGGGACCAGCACACAAAUACUGGGUUGGUGGUGCAGGUCGUCAUGGUCAGGGAGGGGCCGGGAGUGUCGCGUCGGGGUCUGUCAGCGAGAGGAUGGCGCUCGACGGUAAGGAGGUCUGCACUCACGCUCACCCACGCCACCAAACGGACCACUGUUGGUGGUGUUUUCUUUUGCCGCUGCAGACCGUUUCGCCGCUGCCCGCAGCGAGGUGAUGCCCCUCAACGGUAUGCCGAUGCACACAUUCACGGCACAACGCGAUCCACUGCAUGGGGAUGCUAUCCGUGUUUGCGCCUGCAGAUCGCCUCGGCCGGAAGCGGCAGGCUCGCAAUGGUGCUGCUGGUGGCCGUGUGGGUGGCGAUCCGUCUGACGAUGAGGGCGGCUCGAGCGAUGACCAGGGCAGCAGCGAUGACGACGACGACGAAAACGACGAGGACUACAACCCGCCCGAUGGUCAGCCACACACACACACACACAGAGAGGGAGAAAGAGAGAGAGAGAGAGAGAGAGAGCGUCGAGCACAUCUCUGGUGUGCUUUCCUGUUGCAGACAAUGAUGAUGACAACGAGGAUGAGGACGAUGAGCCCGAGAGCUCGGGUACGCAUACACACCCACAUGCCCACACACAUGCCGAUGACACGACGCAGAUGCUGCUGCUGUGUGUGCUGGAUGUGUGUGUGUGUGUGUGUGUCAGGGAGUGGUGGUGACCAUCUGAGCGACUCGACCUUCAAGCAGCCCCAGGCGACCGGCAAGCCGGCACGGCCGGCAACCUCCAUCCAUCAGUCGACCGUCCGAGGCGUGCGCUUCGACGACAAGAACCAGCGGUGGGUUGCCAAUCUCAAGGAGGGCGGCAACUGGACCAAGAAGCACUUCGCCGUGAGCCUGUUUGGCCACGACGAGGCCAAGGCCGAGGCAGAGGAGUGUCGCCUGCAGAACGAGCACAACAACGAGGAGGCUGGCCGUCCCAUCAAGAGUCCCAACAAGAGCGACGUCCCGGGUGUGUACCGCGACGACAAGCAAGGCCGUUGGGUCGCGGUAUGGCGCGAGAACGGCAAGCAGAAGAAGGAUUAUUUCUCGGUGGCCAAGUUGGGCGAGGAGGGCGCCAGGCGGGAGGCCAUCAAGCGGCGGGAGCUGGUGGAGAAGAUCUGGCCGGAUCAGCGCAAGGUACGCAAGUGCACGAAAUGCAAUGUGUGUGGCUCGUCAUGCUCAUUGGGUCUGUGUGUUCAGUCCCUCUCUGCUCAGACUGCCUGCACUCUCAGUCGCGAGCACAAGAAGCUCAUCGACCAGCUGCCCGCCAAGGUCAAGGGCGUCUACUUUCACCGGGUCCCCGGCUACAACGCCUGGAUAGCACACUGGAGCGUGGGCGGGAAGCAGCGGUCCAAGAACUUCGCCUUCAGCACACACGACGACAUCGAGAAGGCCUACGAGAGGGCCGUCGCGUGCCGCAAGGAGAAGGAGGCGAGCGGUGCGGCGAGCAUCCAGCAGCCAGUCGAGAGGCAGAGCGGCCUAACGGGUGUGAGCUGGCGCAAGAAGAGCAAGGCAUGGGUGGCCAGCUGGUACAAUGUGUCUGGCAAGCAACAGAAGCGCGACUUCCGUGUGUCUGCAUAUAAGGAUGACUGUGAGGCCAAGGCAGCUGCGAUUCACUGGCGGGACACGAUGGUCGAGCAGACAGAGAGAGAGAAGCAGGACAGGAUAGCUGAGCGGGCAGACAGGCAGAUGUCACGGAAGCGGCCCGUGGAUGCAUCCGAGGGCCGCCGCCUGCGACGGAAGAGAGAAUAGCCAAGGGGCAUCUCAGUCAGUCUGCUGUCGGGCGAAAGGGCUCUGUCGCGUCUGUGCAUGUGCGUACAUUUUUGGUGGACGAUCGACUCAGCGGCUGGUCGAUGGGUGGGUGGGUGGGUGGUUUAAGUAUGUGGGGCAAGUUUUUGUGUAUCGCUUGGGGUCCAGUGGAUUUGUGUUGUCAUGUGGAUGGUGUGGUGUGUGCGUAUCGUAGUGCUGACACACAUACAUACAUACAGGGAGGGAGGGAGGGGAUUUGCUGCGUUGUCUUUUUUCUUCAUAUCUUUAUGCAUGUGACGCUGGCCGUCUGUCCGUCUGACGCACCCCACCCCAUCCCACCAUGGCAAGCCUGUUUUUGACGCUGCUGGCCUUCCAGUCGACUGUCCAGUGCUGGUGGUGAGUGUGUGUGUGCCGUGCCAACCCAUGGUGCAGCAAUCAGAAGUACAUGCGUGUGGUGAUCGAUCAUGAUGAGAGCGUAUCUAUCUAGCGGCUCAUGUGUAUGUGUAGGAGGGGGGGCAGACAGAGAGAGGCGGAUGCUGUUCUUGUUGCAGCACAGGCAAACACAUCACGGGCGACUCACAUGGCGCCGAACUUUCGACUCACUCGUGUCUGUCUUGUGUUGUGCUUGCUUCGUGGGCUACUUGUCUGUCGGCUGAGUGUCUUCCCCUCCACACGUCACCACACCUUACCCCUUCUCACCUCACCAUGUUGCAUCGCUGAGCAUACAUACAAACAGGGAGGGAGGGAGGGAGGAGCAUGGUGUGUUGUCUUUCUUCCUUCGAUCUGUAUGCAUGUGACGCUGGCCGCCUGUGCCUCUGACGCACCCCACCAUGCCCAGCCUGCUUGGGUCCGAGUCGACUGUGCAGUGGUGGUGGUGAGCAUGUACUUGUCUACCUGCGCGUGGCGUGCCAAUCGGCGGCGCAUACGAUCAUAGAGUCGCAAUCGAUCAUGGCGUGCCUUUCUGCUAUCUGUGCGGCGUGCGUGCGUGCUGCUUGUCUGUCUGUCUGUCUGUCUGCCUGUCUGAUCGCGGCACAAGGGACGGAGAGCGAGGCACCGACUACUCUUUCAGUGUGUGUGUACGUGUGUAUGUGUGUGAGUGAGACCCACGUGCACAUGUGUCUUUUGCAGUCAGGGCGGGUGGGUGUACGUACGUUCGUACUUUUCAUAUAUACGUCUGUCUGCUCUCCUGUGUGUGUCAGAGCGCUUCCCUUCGUAGCCAUUCAUACGCUAUAUGGUUCUCUCCUCCUUGUCAGUAGGCUAUAGAGAUAUGACGUCGAAAUGGCAUGUCUGUUGAGAAGCCGAUUACACGUGCUGCAUACACACACGUACACACAUGAGGGCAAUUUUCUGUGUGUGGUGGGCGGCAUGGUGGGUUUGUAUCACGGUGUGUGGUGCGGUGUGGCCAUGGUGUUGUGUGGCGAACACAGAGAGACGUCGUGAGCAGCGCGACUUUGUCUGUCUGUCUGUCUGUCUGUCUGCUUGGCUGUUUGUGUGCAUGGUGGCAUUUUUCCCGCUUUGCAAGGCAUCUACCGAGUGAGUGGCGAAUCCACACAUUGACACAUGAGUGGGGCGGGCUGCAAUGCGUGUGAUGCGUGUGUGUGGUUUGGUAUGUGCCCGCUUUCACACGCACAAUUCAGUCAAAGCCACCGUAUGCGUGUUUCGAUCUGUGCGCGUACGUGAGAUGAACGGGUGGACGAUGGGUUCAUUCAACCGAAAAAGCUGAUCAG